Molecule: messenger RNA, 778 nt
Organism: Phragmites australis (common reed)
Lineage: Eukaryota; Viridiplantae; Streptophyta; Magnoliopsida; Poales; Poaceae
Product: ethylene-responsive transcription factor ERF022-like
Exons: 1
Coding region: 192-755 (187 amino acids)
Biological process (GO): regulation of DNA-templated transcription
Molecular function (GO): DNA-binding transcription factor activity; DNA binding
Source: RefSeq, a predicted model, not a curated record
GCACACAUGCACCUCGAUCCCAAUCCCAACACCAACCCUCUCUUCUCACUACAUUAUAACUGCACAAGCAAAAUCGCUUCCUGCUGAGAGCCUGAGACGGUUCAAGCUCGCUUCCGUUGCUAACUUCGUCGCUGCAACAUCAACUCCUUGCAAAAACAAGAGGAGGAAGAAGAAGCUUGGUCCCUGCAACAAUGGAAGUGGUGCUGGACAAUGCCGCCUGCGUCUCGGCCGGGGAGGUGGCCGGCCAGUACCGGGGCGUGAGGAAGAGGAAGUGGGGCAAGUGGGUGUCGGAGAUCAGGGAGCCCGGCAAGAAGACGCGCAUCUGGCUGGGCAGCUUCGAGUCGCCGGAGAUGGCCGCGGUGGCGCACGACGUCGCGGCGCUGCGCCUGCGCGGCCGGGAGGCCCGGCUCAACUUCCCCGAACUCGUCCACCGCUUCCGCCGCCCCGCCACCGCGGAGCCCGAUGACGUCCGGGCCGCCGCGCUCGAGGCGGCGGCCCAGGUCCGGUUCAUGCCAGACCUCCUAAUGCAACCCGCCGGCAGCGGAUGCUGCGGCGGAGGCGGCCCCGACCUGCUCAGCGGCGUGGCAUGGGACGUCCUGCUUGGCGCUGACGAGCUGGCGGCUGAGUCGCCCAACAUGUGGGCUGAGCUGGCCGAGGCCAUGCUCGUGGCCCCACCUGUCUGGGAGUGCAACGUAGCGGACAAUGACGAGUGGGCCCAGGGCUCUCUGUGGGACCUAUCCGUAUGGAAUUGCUAAUCCCGGGCCCACCAGCUGGUGCA